Molecule: messenger RNA, 640 nt
Organism: Spizellomyces punctatus DAOM BR117
Lineage: Eukaryota; Fungi; Chytridiomycota; Chytridiomycetes; Spizellomycetales; Spizellomycetaceae
Exons: 2
Coding region: 143-640 (165 amino acids)
Source: RefSeq, a predicted model, not a curated record
CCGAGGUUCCGCAACCGUUUGGGUGUGAACGUCGCCAUCUUUUGCUCCACCAUUUUUGUCUUUAUAGGAAUGGAAAGAGGUACUUAGGUUGCGCAGUGUUGCAGGAGCAUCCAAUCACACCAGACAGAUUUCUAACGCAAACAUGUCCUACUACUUUCCAUCCGUAACGCUCACUGACAUUCCUCGCUUUCCACUAACGAAUGCCUACAAACGACCCAGCUGCACCACGCCGCCCCCCAAAACUUCUAUCUCUCGUAAUUCCGUUCGUCUGUGCCUAGAAAAGAACAAGACAGUAUUGUACUCUAGAGAACAAGUCAUUUCCCGGGUGACCAUCCGCGGCAAAAAUCCGGGCAAUGAUGGAAAUUUCUCUUACUAUAUACUCUCAUUCAGCGACUUUCCCGGGAAAGAGAGUGGGGUUGCAUCACUUGAGGAAGGUUUGGCGGUUGAGGAUAUGAGAGUUGUUGGAACCGAGGUUCGAGGACUUGUCACAUUACGGGUUGCUGAGUGGGUGGCGAAUGAUGAGCAAACACCCACGUUGAACGUGGAGGCCUCCCUCAAUCAAUGGUCCACUCACAUCAGCGUCACGGCAAGCAGAGUGGGAGCGGACCCGUCAAGAGAUGUUGGUGGAAGCAGCGAUUGA